Monosiga brevicollis MX1 is the source of this 1687-nucleotide messenger RNA. RefSeq lists its product as uncharacterized. Lineage: Eukaryota; Choanoflagellata; Craspedida; Salpingoecidae. The transcript has 14 exons. The record is from RefSeq and is a predicted model, not a curated record. Gene Ontology annotation, cellular component: nucleus; cytoplasm. Gene Ontology annotation, molecular function: mRNA binding. Gene Ontology annotation, biological process: regulation of gene expression. Bases 61 to 1596 code for a protein of 511 amino acids.
UGCCUCCCCCACCCUCCUGUUCUUCCUCCUCCUACACGCACACCUGCCACACCUCUUGCCAUGUCGCUAUUCUGGAUUGGUAACGUGGCCCGGGUCCGGUCGGCGCCCAUCGCCCUCCACGAGGCUUUCCGUGUCUACGGCCAGGUCGAGUCUAUUGUUCUGGUCAAGCGCAUCGGCUUUGUCAAGUUUACUGCCACCGUCGACGAAGAAGCCGUCUGUGCCGCCCUUCGCGACCGAGUCAUCAACGACUCCCCGCUCCAAAUCUCGGUCGACUCGUCCCAGCGCACUCAGCAAGACCGCCUUCGCAAUGGCCCGGUUGCCGUUGUGGUGGCCAAUGUUGACCCGGCCGUCACAAUCGAUGAAAUGCGUGCCUUCUGCGAGAACUUCAAGGUUCUCGAGGCCAACAGCAUCCGUGGCCCUCCCGUUGCCGAAGGUGAAGCCAAGUCCGCGCCAGACUUUCACCACUACAUCCUCAUCUUCCCCGGCUCCAUGAAGGCUGCGGAAGCUGCGGCUCAUCUCCGCGCUCAACCCCAGCUUUCGGCCGCAGCCUCGUUCCUGUACAUGGGCCCAGAGCUGGAGGUCAUGGUGCGCAGCGCGCAACAUCUCCAUCUGCUGCCUGCCAACAUGAUUGUGUCCCACUCCCAGGCCGGUGCCAUCAUCGGCCAGGGCGGUGCUAACAUCCGUGAACUGCAAGCCAAGACUUCGACCAACAUUCGCGUCCAAUCCCAGUCAGGCGAUAUGGGCCAAGAUCGCAUUGUCACAAUUCAGGGCUCCUCUUCGCAACUGGUAGCGGCCUGCAUGAACAUUCUUCACUUGAUGCAAGCCAAUGACCUUGCAGAGCGCGGCUCGGGCCAGCAGGGCAACCCUCCCAUGCUCCAGUUUUCUAUUCCGGAGGCCAUUGUGGGUCGCAUCAUUGGCAAGAGUGGUCGCACCAUCCGCCACAUUCAGGACGUCAGCGGUGCUUUUGCCCGCGUUGUGAACCAGGCCUACCCGGCCCUUGAACCGGCCCAACGCAUUUUACAGCUCAGCGGCACCAACUCGCAACUGAAGCGUGCGCUGCAGAUGUGCGUUCGAUACUUUACCGUGACGGCAGGUGACGACGUGAACAUUUCCAGCGCCGCUGGCCGAUUGGAGCGCACGCAGAUUACCAUCCCCGCUGUUUUCAUGGGAUCGGUCAUUGGCCGUCAGGGCGCACACAUCAAGCGUCUGCGUCAGUCUUCGUCAGCUGAGGUUGAUUUGUCGGAGGCUCGCGAAGAUGGCAGUGCCAUCAUGACCAUUUCGGGCCCCACCGCGGAGCAGGUGAAGCUGCAUCAAUAUAUCUUUGGUCAUAUGAAGACACACGCCGAGGCCACCGAAGGCUGUGAGUUGCCCGUUUUCCACGUGCAAAUGGAUGUUCCCAAGGCUGCCGUUAGCGCCAUCAUCGGCCGCCAAGGUGGCAACAUCAAGGACAUUCAGAGGACAUACGAUGUCAAGAUGGAGGUGGACGAUGCUGAGCGUGUGGGCAGCGUGGUUCUGGAUGGCACCUUUGCUUCGGUGCAAGCAGCCCUGACGCGUGUGCGCAUGCUUGUUGAUGAGAGCAUGGCUGCCAAGCAUUAAGGCCCCGUUGUUGUGUCACCCUGCGUGCUCCUACCUAUAUGAGACUGCAGUGUUAAAGCAGCAGCCCGAUUUCAAUUCAGGACUUUGAUAC